AUGAGCAUUCCAAUUUUACUUUUUGGUGGAAUAUUUAAUCUUAUUGUAUUUUUAAGUCUAAAAACUUUUCGAAAAAAAUCAUGUUCACUCUAUCUAAUGAUUAUGCCAUGGUUUAAUAUUGGUCAAUUACUUACUGGUAAUCUUUCACGAAUGAUAAAUGCUGGAUAUAAUAUUGAUUGGACGCAUAAUUCAUUAUUUUAUUCAUCUUUGAUCUUUUCAAUAUUGCACGAGAUUCCUUCAAUUAUUUACUCGAAUUAUGGCCAUUCAGCUCUUUCAAAUCAACCUAUUUAUAUUAUUACUAAUAGCAUAUAUCAACAGUACAAAGCAUAUGGUUACUUUUUAGUACUAGCUGGUUUUCUACCAGUGUUUAUUCCUGUUAUUUUUGGAUCAUUAGCAUAUAAAAAUGCUCCAGAACUAACCUAUCGAACAGUUCCAAAUUGUUCGACUUUUACAGUUAUGAUGCCUUAUAACAUGUAUGUAACUGUGGCAACUAUCUUAAAUUUAAGAGACGGUCCAGUUGCUGCUGCCAAGUUACAAUUUGCUGAAUCUUUAACUAUAGCCGUUUAUUAUUCAUAUUUUGCAGCUCCAUUUUAUAUUUACGUUUCUGUAUCAAGACGAUUUCGGCAACAAUUGAUUUAUGUUCUUAGCCAAACUUGUGUAACUUGUUUCAGACGUCAACGAGUGAUUAGUAAUCAAGUAUUAUCAGCAGUUGAUGGAUAUUAA
Molecule: messenger RNA, 723 nt
Organism: Rotaria socialis
Lineage: Eukaryota; Metazoa; Rotifera; Eurotatoria; Philodinida; Philodinidae
Source: the annotation of a GenBank genome assembly